AUGCAAGAGGGCUUCAGCUGGGAGGACAGUACCCCUGUGUCGUACACCCGCUGGGCUGCUAGUCAGCCAAGCUGGACAGGCCGUGACGAGGCUGACCAGGGCUGUGUGGCCUUGAACCCUGAUGGGACCUGGACAAACAGAGACUGCCUGGAUCAGCUCUCUUUCCUAUGUCGUUCGGAGUUCAAGUUCAGAGCUAGUAGUUCUACCACAGCAGUCAUGACCCCACACCAGCAGACACCUGCAGGGGUCACUACCAACGUGCCCACAACCGCACACCAAGUGACCCCACCACACCCUCCUGUGUCUGGUCCAUCAGUUCCACCAAGUCCAGCGAAUCCAUCAGGUCCACCCAGCGUGGCUGCACCUGUUAGUACUGGGCCCACCACCCCCAAGUCUCUUCGUUCAUUGAGUAGUGGAGAGACAAGUUCUGUAACAAUCCGAAUUCCUUCUACUAAGAAACACGUUGGAGGAAAACCAACAAAAAAUUCUGGAGGUAUUAGUGACGGGGACAAAGCAGCCAUCAUUGUGUCAGUUUUGGCUAUAGUUAUUCUUUUAGUUGUUGGUGUCCUUUACGUCCUGCAACGCCGUGGGUCUUUGCGUUCUUCAUUCCUUCGCAGAGAAGCGUCGCGGAUGAAAAAUUUUGAAAAUAGCCUGUACGAAGAGACAAGGAAGGACAGCAAGGAGGGAGAGUCAGUUAACAUUAUUGCUUUGAAGUCUGAUAGCCGGAGCUUCAGUGUCAGCUACAAUGUGACCCCAACGACAUCGGAUGAAAAUGGCGUGAAUUAUCAACAGUUUGAUUCUUCGCAAAUGCCAAAUGUGGAUGAUGAUGAAGAUGUAUGA
Messenger RNA from Aplysia californica (California sea hare), 840 nucleotides. RefSeq lists its product as uncharacterized. Bases 1 to 840 code for a protein of 279 amino acids. Lineage: Eukaryota; Metazoa; Mollusca; Gastropoda; Aplysiida; Aplysiidae. The record is from RefSeq and is a predicted model, not a curated record. The transcript is spliced from 4 exons.